Molecule: messenger RNA, 1341 nt
Organism: Scleropages formosus (Asian bonytongue)
Lineage: Eukaryota; Metazoa; Chordata; Actinopteri; Osteoglossiformes; Osteoglossidae
Product: ankyrin repeat domain-containing protein SOWAHA-like
Exons: 1
Coding region: 1-1341 (446 amino acids)
Molecular function (GO): protein binding
Source: RefSeq, a predicted model, not a curated record
AUGAGUUUGACUCAAGAAGGUGUCUUGGCGUUCCUGCUGGAGCGAGGCGGACAGGUGAGCAGCUCCGAGCUCCUGGCCGAGUUCGGAGGUCUGUUGAGGAGCGGCGAUCCCGCGCGCGCGGCACACCUGAGGGCCACCUUCAAACGGUGUGUGGACAACGUUGCCGUGGUGAAGGAGAUGGACGGCGUCAAACAUGUGGUCGUCAAAAAGGUAUAUGUUCAUAUGCUGAGGCGGUCGGUGAGCUCAACUGCAGAGGAAUCUGGGUUGGAAACGGAUGUAAAUGCGCACAACUCUUCGCCGGGAUCUACCAGUGGGAGUUCAACAUCUCCAGAUGGCACUCCGUGUUUUGGUGACAGUCUUGUAGCCAGUUCUUCCAGCCUUAAAUGCUCAGAUAACAGACAAAGUGGCUCUGCUGCAGAAAUGGCGCUCCGGAGAUGCAGGUCUUCGGAGAAGCCGAAAAAGGAGGCGCCACGUGUCACUGCAGGAGCUUCACAAAGCAAGUGGAUGGGUCUUUCAAAAGACCCAUCAGGGGUAAGGGCAGAUGUGGUUCGGAAACCUUAUGCGCUGCCUUUGAGAAUGCCUCCAUCCCAGAUGGACGCAAAAGUCCCAACAUGCGCCAAGGAGGAGCUUUCAAAGAAGACAAUCCCUGAAGAAAACCUUUGCUUAGAGGCUGAGGAACUGCGGGGACUGCACCUGUCAUACACGAGAAAAAGAUUCGAAAGCGCUAAGACCGCUGACAAGCAACGGUACUCAGAAAAUGUCCCACUGGAGGCCGCAGGCCAUGACUGGCUGAUGAAGACCGCGUUGGGACAGUGGCACCAAGUCCAUGCCCUUCUGUUGCAGGACACUCAACUGGCUGAGAAGAGAGACUUCUUGUCCGGCUUCACAGUCCUCCACUGGGCAGUUAAACUGGGAAACACCGAUAUGAUCAGCACAGUCAUCGAGGUAGCGAAGCGGGCUGGCACGAAGGUUGACGUGAACCGCAAAAGCUACGGAGGCUACACGCCGUUGCACAUAGCGGCCAUACAUGACCAUGAAGCUGCUAUCGCUUUGCUUGUAAACCACUAUGGUGCUGACAGGGACAUAAGGGACAACAGUGGGAAGAAGCCUUGUCACUACCUGCACAAGCAUGUGUCACCUGAAGUCAGAGAGCUGCUGGGGGCUCCACGUGUCCUGCAGCAUCAAACCACCCCCAGCUAUACUGAAGUGGAUCACUUCACAGAGACGGUGAAGGGCUUUAACACGAUCAGUAAACUGUUCCAACCAUAUUCAGCCGUGCACAGAAAAAGGCACAAACGUCCAGAAAUGCAUUUAGUAAGUGAAAACCCAGAUAGUGAUUAA